GUUUAAAAAAUUUCCCGACUCGUAGAUACGGCAUUGAACACACACCGGAAGCCGAGGAGUUCUUCACGUUCCUUAGUAACGUCUCAUACGAUAACAUGCACGAGACGCCUUAUUACGACAAAUUCCCGGCGGCGAACUGGACGGAUGUCCUGUACGAUUUAAAGAAAGACAUUUCUCCGAACGUUCUAAACGUGAACGAUCCUAACGAGACUUGGGUAUGGACAGAAAGGGGUCUCUGUUUCGCGACGAGAAGCAUGACAGCGAAGUUCUACUCGAUGGAGAACUGGAGGAAGCAGAACAUGCCGUGGCAAGAUGAUCCAUACAGUUUCCCACAAUAUUCACCAGACAAUAAGAUUUUAGAAAAGUUUCGCGUAGAGCAUACGUCCAUGAUCAGCAUAGUGGAACCGUUAGAAUACCUCAUCUUCGAUAAUCCUACGAAACUGAUAGAAUCAAAAAUGCUGCACUCCGCGAUUGUACAGACAUACAAUGUUGGAAUGCAGGAGGUCCACAAAAGACUCAGUGUCAGGCAGAGGGGAUGCAAAAUGAUAGUUGACGGGGGUUUACCAGCGGUACCGUUCUACUCGGAAAACGUCUGUUACGCGGAGUGCAGAAUGCGAGAGAUAUUAAAGAAAUGUUACUGCCGUCCACACUUCGCUAAACCGAUCGGCAAGUAGAGAAUUCAGUACUUGGAAAGACGCAUUCUUCUUUACAAUUUUUACAUAAAUGAAUAUCGCAGACGGGCAGACGACGUGCAGCGCGGCGCAACUU
Molecule: messenger RNA, 768 nt
Organism: Ceratina calcarata
Lineage: Eukaryota; Metazoa; Arthropoda; Insecta; Hymenoptera; Apidae
Exons: 3
Coding region: 96-674 (192 amino acids)
Biological process (GO): sodium ion transport
Cellular component (GO): membrane
Molecular function (GO): sodium channel activity
Source: RefSeq, a predicted model, not a curated record